Molecule: messenger RNA, 4046 nt
Organism: Diachasmimorpha longicaudata
Lineage: Eukaryota; Metazoa; Arthropoda; Insecta; Hymenoptera; Braconidae
Exons: 2
Coding region: 191-1183 (330 amino acids)
Source: RefSeq, a predicted model, not a curated record
UUUCGUCCUCGCUCUCCUACAUUACCAACUGUAGUAUCCCUUCUGCCGGCUGGGCAGCACACGCGAAUUUAGAGACAUCUAGAAAGGAAAGCGGGCCGGAGGCCCCUCUCUCGAACCCACUGCGCGGAGAUCUCACUUUUCUUUCGCGCGCGCUGAGUAACACACGUAUUUUUGAGUGAAAAAUAGUGAAAUGGGUAAAAAAUCGAAAAGAUCUCGUGAGAGAGACGAAUUGUUGGAAAAGCUUUUAAGUAAAGUGCAAAAGUUAGAAGAAAAGUUAGAUAAAAGUGAUUCGGAAAACAAAUCUCCAAAUAUUCAGAAGAAAACGACAAAUCCCUCAGACACUGCACAAGACGAGAUUGUGCUUGAUUCCGAGGAAAAUUCUACGUCAACGGCUGAAGAAACCCAGGAGGUUGAACCAGACGAGGAUUGGUUAAAAUUUUUGGGGGAGGACCCGACUUCGAGUCAAGCCGAAGAGCUAAAGAUUAAUCCCGAUCUAUUGAAAAGAUGGGUUUUCUUCUGCCAAGAAGGCAUGAAGAAGGAAGAUCUUGAGUCCUUGUUAGGAAAUUAUGCUGGCGUCAAGGAGCUUGAAGCUCCCAAGUUGAAUCCGCAGAUUGCGGCAACUAUGAAAGACAUUGCAAUCUCAAGAGACAAACACAUGAUGGAGAUCCAAACUCUGGCGGCUGCAGUCCUAUCUAUUUUGGGCUCAGCAAUUACCGAUAUUUAUGACGGAAGUGGAGACUUCGAUGUAGAGAAACUCCUCACCCGUAUUCGUGAUGCUGGCAAGAUUACUACUGUAAUCUUUAAUAAACAGUCUGUUACAAGGAAGGCUUUCAUUGAACCUGGUUUGUCAAAAGAGACCAAGGCGGUUUUAAAGGAAACAAAGUCAGAGGAAUUUUUGUAUGGCAAAGAGUUGUCAGAAAAAAUAAAAGAAGCCAAGGCCCUAAGUAAAAUGAGUGAUACUCUCAAGAUCCCUCAACCAAAGGCAAGGACCUCCACCCCAGUUCAACAGUUAAACUCCAGACUCCCGUUUGCCAAGCGUCCGACAGGUCAGACGGGAUCUACUCCUUUCAACGGACGUCAGAAACCAAGGGUCUUUUUAAAAAACAGACAACAAUUUGUGAAUCACAGGGCUCAGGUGCAUCAGCCGCCGAAAAUGCCAAACAAGUCGGAAAAGAGCAACUAAAUAACGUAAGGGGAGGUAGAUUAACCUUUUUCUAUGAAAAUUGGAGGGGGAUUACUGAUGACAAGUUUGUUUUAUCUUGCAUUUCGGGCUAUAAAAUACCAAUUAAACAAGAGUUAAUUGAAAGCAGAUUUAGACCGAGUCUAUACUCUGGGACAGAUAUUGAGGGUAUAAGAUUUUGUAUAGAAGAUCUAUUGAGCAAAAGGGCAAUCAGAAAAUGUACUAAAACGGAAGGCCAGUUUCUGUCCCCUUAUUUUUUAAUUAAAAAACCUGAUGGUUCGAAUAGAUUCAUUUUGAAUUUGAAAUUAUUGAACAAAUUUAUUAUUAAACAACAUUUUAAACUUGAAGACUUACGUACAGCGGUCGAAUUAAUCCUUCCUAAUUACUACUUGGCAUCAUUGGACUUACAAGAUGCCUAUUAUUUAAUUUCAAUUCAUGAAGAAAGCAGAAAAUAUCUACGUUUCAGGUUCGAAAAUGAGCUGUAUGAGUUUAUUGUGUUGCCUUUCGGGUUGUGCACAGCUCCUUUUGUAUUCACAAAGAUUAUGAAAGUUAUUGUAAGAAAAUUAAGAAAUGAUGGCUUGUCGUCAGUAAUCUACCUAGAUGACAUUUUAUGCAUUGAAAAGUCAUUGCAGGAGUGUCAAAAGAAUGUUGAACAAACUAUACGCCUUUUGGAACGGUUGGGUUUCUUGAUUAAUUAUAAAAAAUCGAGUCUGACGCCCUGUAAUAGAUGUAAAUUUUUAGGUUUUAUAAUAGAUACCAAGAAGUAUGCAAUCGAGUUACCUGGGGAAAAAAGAAAAAAGAUUUAUGAUCUCUUAGAGAUAUUUUUAAAAUUAGGAAAAUGCUCUAUUAGGGAAUUUGCUCAAUUAAUUGGGAGGUUAAUUGCUUGCUGUCCUGCGAUUGAAUAUGGCUGGUUAUACACCAAAGCUCUAGAAAAAGAGAAAAAUUUACAGCUCAUUUUUAAUGAUAAUUCCUUUGACAAAGCUAUGUUCAUUAAAGAUUCUAUUAAGCAAGAGUUAUUAUGGUGGAAAAAGAACAUUAAUAAUAGCAUCCAUUAUAUUAAGGAUGGAUUCUUCACCAUGUCUAUAUAUACUGACGCCUCCAAGACCGGAUGGGGAGCGUGCAAUAAUGACAGAAAAAUUUAUGGGUUUUGGUCUAAAGAUGAACAAAAAAUGCAUAUAAACUUUUUGGAAUUAUUAACUGUUAAAAUCGCUUUAAAAGCAUUAGCUUCAAAUCUUGAAAAUUGCAAAAUUUUAUUACGGAUAGACAAUACAACAGCCAUUUCUUAUAUUAAUAAGAUGGGCGGCACUAAAUUUCACAAAUACAAUAAACUAGCUCGUGAAAUUUGGCAAUGGGCUGAAGCUAAAAAGCUGAUACUCAUUGCAUCUUACAUUCCUUCAAAGGAAAACGUAAUUGCUGAUGGUCUAUCGAGAAUCAUAAAUAUUGAUACUGAGUGGGAAUUAAAUAUUUCUUAUUAUGAACAAGUAAUUCGGGUAUUCGGUAAACCAGAGAUUGACUUAUUUGCAUCCGCAUCGAAUGCUAAAUGUAAAAAAUUUGUUUCAUGGAAACCUGAGAACUCUGCCCUUUAUGUUGACGCUUUUACUAUAAACUGGUCAACAUUCUAUUUCUAUGCUUUUCCCCCUUUUUCUUUGAUUUUAAAAGCAUUGGCAAAGAUAAGACGGGAAAAGGCGUAUGGUAUUAUAGUUGUUCCGCUAUGGAAAAAUCAACCUUGGUUCCCACUGUUAGAAAAACUCACAGAUGGCAAGCCGUUAAUAUUCGAUUCUAAUCCAGAACUACUUCUUUCUCCAUGCAGGAAGAGGAUACACCCAAGAGCGGAACACCUCAGUUUAAUUGUGUGCAAGGUAUCCGGAAAGCUUUUUUAAUGAAAAAAGUUCCGUUGCAAGCUUUGGAUAUUAUGCUGGCUUCGUUAUCCAAAGCCACAUUAAAACAAUACGGUUCUGCUCUGAAACAAUGGGCUGACUUUUGUGCAAGAAUCAAGAGAGAAUUUUUGGAUAUAGACGUAAAUUUAGUCUUAGAAUUUUUAUCUGAAAGAUUUAAGGCUGGAGCGUCCUAUGGCACUCUCAACUCAUAUCGAAGUGCAAUUUCACUACUUUCAAAAAAGAAAAUUGGUGAGAACCCUAUAAUCUCUAGAUUCAUGAAGGGUGUAUACAAACUGAGGCCGACACAAGCCAAAUAUGCAUCAACAUGGGAUGUCUCGCUUGUUCUAAAUUUUUUAGAAAAUUUAGAAUUAUUGAGUUUAGAAAAUUUAACGUAUAAGACUAUAAUGUUGUUAGCAUUAAGUACCGCUCAGAGAGCUCAAACAUUAGCUAAGAUUAAGAUUAACCUCAUAAAUGAGACGUUAGAUGGGAUCGAAAUUAAGAUUCCUGAUAUUGUGAAGACUUCUGGUCCAGGGCGUGAGCAACCCUACUUAAUCAUUCCAAAGUUUACUGAUAAGCCACUUUUAUGCGUUGCAUCUACACUCAAACUAUAUUUAGAUAAAACGAAGUUAUUAAGAAAACAAGAGAACCUUUUGUUCAUUUCUUUCAAAAAACCACAUGCAGCCGUAAGCACUACUACAAUUAGUAGAUGGGUGAAGAAAUGUCUCUUAUUAAGUGGAAUUGACACUACAAACUUUUCGGCUCACUCAACCCGUCAUGCUUCAACGUCAAAAGCUGCCGAAAAAGGUAUUGACUUUGAUGUCAUUCGUAAAGCUGCAGGUUGGUCAAAAGGUUCUCAAACUUUUGCAAGAUUUUAUAAACGACCAGUAAACGUCGAUAGAUUUAGUUUCGCCAGAUCUGUUUUUGAAUAAAUAAAUUAGUUAUUUAAAUAACACUGUAAUGUACUCUUAAUAUUUUAAUUCUCUGAACAA